Messenger RNA from Exophiala viscosa, 1513 nucleotides. RefSeq lists its product as uncharacterized. The transcript is spliced from 4 exons. The coding region runs from base 419 to 1045 and encodes 208 amino acids. Gene Ontology annotation, molecular function: poly(A) binding. Gene Ontology annotation, cellular component: cytoplasm. NCBI's taxonomy places the organism in Eukaryota, Fungi, Ascomycota, Eurotiomycetes, Chaetothyriales, Herpotrichiellaceae. The record is from RefSeq and is a predicted model, not a curated record.
AAUAUCAACCCAGAGUUUCGACGGUGAAAAGCGUGUCUAGUCGUUCCCAGGGGAGGACUCCACAUCCGGGGCUGUCUUUACCUUUGUUCGGCCUUGGCAGGAACCGCUUGCGGCUCUUGGAGCUAAAUGCAGGCUACCAGGCUACAGGCUACAGCAACCGUGACCAGCCGAAUUAAAAGUGCCGUUGGCGACAUCGUCUUCACUCUUGUAAACCUCACUUUCAGCCUGGACAAUACCAUCACCUCAUUUGAGACAUUCUUCUGUCCUUUGUUAAUCGCAUCUCACCUACUUCAUUCAGACCUAUUCAAAGAACAACACAUCACCCUGUCGAGUUGGCCUCAUAACUACAUCUGCUCAACCCCUUCACGUCGAAUCCUUACCUUCCACCACCUACCAUUAUCACACACAAACCUUCAACAUGCCUGACGAACUUGACGUGCGCGACGACCGUGUCGAGGCUCAGGAGGAUGUUGGUGAAGAAGAAGAAGAAGAGAUCGCGGCCAUGAAGCGGCGCGUAGCAGAAAUGGAGUCGGAAGCGGCCAAGCUUCGAGAGAUGCAGAGUCAGCUUGAAUCACAAGCAGAGACAGGUCCAAGAGAAGACCGAGAGGAUGUGGAUGGUAGAAGUAUCUUCGUUGGCAACGUCGACUACAGUGCUACACCUGAGGAGAUCCAAGCACAUUUCGCAAGCGGACCGGGCACGAUAAAUCGAGUCACCAUACUGUUGGACAAGUUCACCGGUCAUCCAAAGGGGUAUGCAUAUGUGGAAUUCUCAGAAUCGGCACUUGUGUCGCAGGCGUUAGUGCUCAACGAGAGCGUCUUCAAAGGCCGCAAUCUCAAGGUCGUUCCGAAACGUACCAACCUUCCUGGCAUGGGUCGGGGUCGUGGCGGCGGAGGCGGUCGAGGAGGCCCUGUGCGUGGUGGUGGUCGCGGAGGCUUCGGAGGCCGAGGCGGCAUGGGAGGUGGCUACGGCGGUGGUUUUGGUGGACCGCGAGGCAGUCCCCGAGGUGGCUUCCGAGGUCGAGGCCGCGGAUACGCCCCUUAUUGAUGGGCUACCGCCAUGCCUUGCGACAACAUCAAUACAGCAAGCACGUGACACAUUUGAGGUCACAGAGCUCGCCAUGCAGACGAGCCUGAAGCAGCAAUGGGUACGAAUUUUGCUUGGGCACUAAAUUCAGGCGGACGCGGCGAUACAAGCUGGUUCGAGGGUGCUGCGCAUACCAACAUAUGCAUCUGAAGGGGAGAAGAUAUCCAGGGUGCAAGGAUCUCUCCAGGCAAGCAGCGAGGAUGCCAUCACCGACAGGGUGAAAUGAUGCCAGACCAAUCUAGAGCAUUGGGAUAUCAAAAGGUAACUGCCACCAGAAUGUAAUAUCUCUCACCAAAUGAACACUUUGUGAGCUGCAAUCAAAUAAAAUAAUCAAGCUGGCGACAUUAUCGCGCACUUCUUUGCAACCGUAAUCGUGUACUUUGGUAUGAUGUAAGCGACUCGAUAGAAAGAACGCUUGGAGCCCGAAGU